UAACGUAUCUUCACGUAUCUUCGCUGCUUACUUAGGGCAUAGGACACCGCUCCUUGCGCGAGUCUUGAGCAAUAUGGCUCCGCCGGCCAAGUCCCGCAAGGGCAAGAAGGCAUGGCGCAAAAACAUUGAUGCCACCGAGGUGGAGGAGUUCCUGACGGAGCAGACCUACCAGCAGCGGCGCGGCCCCGCGGCCAAGGAGCUCAAGGAUGACCAGCUGUUCUUCGUGGACACGUCUGCUGACGUGGACGGCGCCACGGCGGUGGCGGAGGGCAAGCGGCCCGCCAAGCGGCGGCGCGAGGAGGCCGCCGCCAAGCCGCUCAAGUCUCAGCUCAUCAUCGGCCAGGCCCACAAGGCCAAACCGGUGUCGUUGGCGCCGCCGCAGCGCAAGCCCACGCCCGCCUCCGCCGCCGCGGUGGCGGAGCUGGUCGCCGCCUCCGCCGCCGCCGCCACCAGCGGCAAGAAGGCGGCGGCGCAGCAGGUCAAGACGGCGCGCGCCAUCGCCGCCGCCGCCGCCAAGGCGAAGGCGGGCGGCGCGAAGCGCCACCCUCUGGACCUCUGGGCUGACGACGAAGGUGCCGACGACAGCGAUGGCGGCGCCGCCGCGCCAGGGCCAGGUAGCCGCGCGCUAGCGCUCGCCGGCUCUGAUGCCAAGCAGCAGCAGCAGCAGAACGGCGGGCGGAUUGAGAAGAAGAAGGGCACGACGCAGCGCGGCGCCAAGGGCGGCGCCAGCGGCUCUAGCGGCUCUGUGGCACUGACCACGGUACGCAAGGCCAUGGGUCCGAGUGCGCCGGCGCUGCGGCGGAGCAAGAGCCCGCCGCCGCUGCCGGUGGCGGCGCGCAAGGUGUUGGGCAGCAAGGCGGCGAGCGGGCCGCGCGCGGUGGCGCCGGACCUACCCGGCUGCUCGUUCAACCCCGACCAUGAGCAACACCAGGACGCGCUGGCGGUGCUGGUGGCGGCAGAGUUGAAGAAGGAGCUGACUCGCGAGCUGCGGCCGGAGGCGCCGCCGGAGGAGGUGGAGGCGGAGGAGGGCGGCCGCGUGUUGACGGAGCUUGAGCGGCUGCAGGUGGAGGUGGAUGAGGAGGAGGACGACGAGGAGGAGGGCGGGGCGGCGGCGGGCGGGGAGGAGCAGCAAGACCCCAACGCGAUCGCGAUAGAGGAGGAGGAGGAGCAGGAGGAGGAGGGCGGGUCAGGGAGCGGCGAGGAGGAGGAGGGCGGCGAGGGCGGCGCGGCGGCGGCGGCGCGGGCAAAGAAGAAGCAGCAGGAGAAGAAGACCAAGAAGGACCGUAACAAGGAGGCCCGGCGCAAGGCGCUGGAGGCGCAGCUGAGCGGCCGCAAGGCUCUGCGGGCGCAGCGGCGGGAGCUGCAGACGCUGAGGGACGUGGAGCAGGAGCUGGCGGCCACGGAGGAGGAGCGGGAGCUGAAGCGGCAGCGGCUGGCGGCGCUGCGUGCGGAGAAGGCGGCCGUGGAGCCGCCGCGACUGGGCAAGCUGCGCUUCGAGGCGCCGGCGGUGGCGGUACUCACCAGCGACCAGAAGACAGGCAGCCUGCGGCAGGUGGUGCCCUGCUCCAUGCUUGCCGCCGACCGCUUCAAGAGCCUGCAGCAGCGCGGGUUGGUGGAGCCGCGCAAGCCGCAGCCGUUCAAGGAGCGGAGGCGCAAGGUGCAGUACGAGAAGGGCGGGCGCUUUGAGAAGGCCGAGGCGCUCAGCACCGAGGUGCGCGAGAUGGGCCGAGUCAACAAGAAGGCGCGGCGGGCCGCCGUCAAGAGCGCGGCGGCGGGCGGCGGCGACGACGACUGGCUGUAGCGUGUGGGCGUGUGUGGGGAGGGGGUGGGGUUGGGUGUGUGUGUGUGUGUGUGUGUGUGUGUGUGUGUGUGUGGCUGGCUGUAUGUGGAAGGUGUGUCAUUCGCAUGAGGCGUGUGGCGGUGUGGCAGGGUGGAUGGUUGUAGCGUGCGGUGUGUGUAUGUGUGGUUAGGAAGAUUGUGACGGUAUGAUGGUGGUGCUGGUGGUGGUGGUCGAGCAACCGAAGCCCAGAACCCGAAGCCGUCCGUAUAACGCGGAGGCGAUGCAGGAGUGUUGGCGACAGCCGUAUGCGUCUGGUCCUGGUCUGGUGUCUCGAGGCACGCACGCAAAAUUCGGCGUGAGUGCAAAUGUGAAGCUACGUCGAUGUGAAACUGAAUCGACGUGAGGACUGCAACGGGCUGAUGAAUUCAGAGGUCAGCUAGGUGUGGUACUGCUGAUGCUGCUGUUUGGGUGCUUAGACGGGGGAGCCUUACAUGGGCCGGUCUCAGCUGCCUCAUACAUGCGGGGUGGCUUAUUCCUGAUUACAAAGUAGCUAGCGGUACCAGGACUGGGGGCGACGUACGAGCCAUGUGCGUGCCGGCACGGGUCAGCCUUGCGGUGUUGCCAUCGCAAUUACCCCGCCGAUUGAACUUGGCCACCACACCAGGAAAUGAGAAACAAAGCCAGGUCACCAACCGCAUCAGCAACUCCCAACCCUGUCCCAACUAGCAGCAAUUUCAACAAACUCCCCCCAGUUCCCCC
Chlamydomonas reinhardtii is the source of this 2539-nucleotide messenger RNA. RefSeq lists its product as uncharacterized. Gene Ontology annotation, biological process: ribosomal large subunit assembly; rRNA processing. The record is from RefSeq and is a predicted model, not a curated record. Lineage: Eukaryota; Viridiplantae; Chlorophyta; Chlorophyceae; Chlamydomonadales; Chlamydomonadaceae. The coding region runs from base 74 to 1801 and encodes 575 amino acids. Gene Ontology annotation, molecular function: 5S rRNA binding. Gene Ontology annotation, cellular component: nucleolus. The transcript has 8 exons.